Orbicella faveolata is the source of this 4568-nucleotide messenger RNA. Its product is annotated as forkhead box protein A4-A-like. Gene Ontology annotation, molecular function: RNA polymerase II cis-regulatory region sequence-specific DNA binding; DNA-binding transcription factor activity, RNA polymerase II-specific. The record is from RefSeq and is a predicted model, not a curated record. Gene Ontology annotation, biological process: anatomical structure morphogenesis; cell differentiation; regulation of transcription by RNA polymerase II. NCBI's taxonomy places the organism in Eukaryota, Metazoa, Cnidaria, Anthozoa, Scleractinia, Merulinidae.
CUUGAUUUAGUUGCUCUUGUGCCGCUUCGAUUCAGAAAACCACAAACUCUAACAUUCCAUCUUAGAGUCACGUACCAAGUCUUACUAAAACGCCAAUCGAAAAAGCCAUUGUUACCCGUUUAAGUGUACUUCAAAUAAGCUUGGAACCCCUCGGCGUUUGAAUUUAAAGCUUAAUUUCUGACAAGGGUGUAACAACAAGGUUUCCUCUUCGCCCCCACGGUACAAUUGAUAAUUCGUUCAUCCCCCAUGUUGAUGGUUUUGAGGGUACGAAUAAACAACAAAUCAUUCACUCAGUUCUUGUGGCGAUUACACCACUUCAAAGUAAUCUACCCCAGUAAGGAUAUGACGACAAAUGAAAGAAAUCUAAUGUAUAUUUGCCUUCAGAAACCGAAACUUACUUCAGUUGUCAGCUGUUAGGACACCUUUCACGCGAGGUCACGCGCGAUGGAACCACGAAGCAAAGGUAACGCGUGGAUGGCCAUAAUCUUUUUCAGAGCAACGAUGUUACGGGUCACAAGGUAGAUUCGGCUUGGUUACAAGUGAAAACAUUUACAGGAAAACUCUGCAGUUGCCGGAAACUGCCCAAAACAAAGGAAGCGUCCAUUUUCAGGAAGAAAAAGGGCCUGGAAUUCGAUUUUCAGGAAGUAGAAGUAUGCAACAUCUUGUCGCAUGUGGUAACACAAUUAUUGGACCGCAGGUCGCGCGCGCGUUCAUGUAAUUUCACUCGUGCGUCAAUAGGCAGUGAUAAUGGCUCUCUUGGAGGGUAUUUACUUAACUUAACUUCAAAAGAAAUUAUGCGAUGGAAGCUGUGCUUGAACGCUAAAAAGCACGCGCUAGUGCAGUCUUGGACCAAUUUCACUGCUCCAGUAGACGACAAUUAAAGGGAUCGGCCUUGAUAAAAAAAAAAAGUGUUGAAAUUGCUUACUGAGGUGCAUGGCUCGUGUCUGGUUUAGAAUAAGCUGGUAUAACUUUAUUGCAAAUCCACAUUGCAGAUUAUUUAUACAACGCAUUCCGCUUUUCCAAACGACGGGAUGCAACGAAAAUCCAUUAGAAGCCGUUUAUAAACACAACCCUGCCGCAAAAAUACCUAAAAACAAUGCGCUAAAAUUGGUAUGGAAAUUGCCAGAUUAUUUUAAGCAAACUUGUUUAGUUACUCCACGCCUUUUUACAAAGGUAUUCGCUCAUUUCCUUUGCCAGCUGUCUAUAGCACGCGUCAGACUGGGCACUUUUUUCCAUAAACGGCUCGUGUUACACUCAUUAAUUCAAAUAAACACGCUACAUGAAAACAACUAUAAACAAUUCUCGAGACACUAACUGGUUUCUGUUGACUUAAACCCGCCUGGGAAUCCAAACACGCUUCUUCGAACAAUAAUGCUAGGUAAAGAACCUUGUGAGAAAAAUCCACAAAGCUAAAAAGAAUCACUUUUAAUCCAUUUAAAUUCGGACUUGUGAUAGCCGAUCUGUUAUCGCGUCUCGGCUAGCUUUAAUCGCCCGCUUAAUUGCUAAUUUGUUUUUAGAUCUAAUCUGUUGUUUACUUUGUUAAAGGCUACGUGCAUUUCCUGAAAUACGUCCUUUUUGUGGAUUAAAAUAGAAAUCAAUACACGGAAUUACGUACAAAUUCCUAGUUUUCAAAGUUUCUGAGUCUCAACAGUCGCAUUUAAAGCUAACGACCGCAGUUCAAGAGGACUUUGAACGCGCAUGUUAUAAAAUUAGAUAAAAUAACAAAGCGAAAAACAACCCUAAACAACUUGAGAACUCUUUUGUUUUUGUAAGGAAUGUGCACAGAACGGAGUUGAUGUUGAGUUGACAGAUAGUUUUAAUUUACACCAGAUGCCGUAGCAUUCCUCAUGUGUGCCGCAGUAAUCAAAGGCUGACCGACCGCCUUCAAAUGAUGAGUAGAAAGAUAUAAAUGAGCCGAGCUGACAAGUCAAAGCACACCCCUUUCGACCGCAUUACAUGAUUCUGAGGACUUUCUGGUCUGCUCGAAGACAGCGUACAAAAUUUAGCGCCGCAAAAGGUUUGCUGUGAAAACAUAGGUUGCACAUCAAUUUGUGGGUGGUCUGAAGUCUUGCUGGCAGGUUCAAAAUAAAAGAGUUUAGAAGCUUUUACGCUGAAGAAGUGCGAGACCUCAGCUCUCGGAUCAGUUGCAGUGUUGACUGUUGCAAGGUAGACUGACUCGCACGGGCCUGAGUGGAUUUCACUGCUGGAAACAGCUUAGGAAGUAACAAAACCGCUAGAUAAGUGCAAGAGGUCUUUGAUUGAAUUUUUCAUGGAGCUGCCGGUCGUGAGAGGUGCUUCAGUCGGGAAGGAUCGCGUUGAAGAACAGACAGGAAUAGACACAGGAAGCCCGUCGAGUGCUGACACUAUGCUGGUUCCGAUGAGCGGACACAAGGAAAUAACUUCUGAUAUUCCACUGGUGUACCAUACAGGAAACUUUCAUCAGCCGUCUAUCCAAUCCUCGCUCUUUGCAGCCGAUAUAAAAAGCCCCGAGCCGAAGCGAAACAACAUAGCAACUAAACCUACCAUGCAGUCAAGAAGCAAGCCUUACCUCUCCGAAGAAGUGAAGCCGCCAUUUUCCUACAUCGCAUUGAUAGCAAUGGCCAUCGACAGCUCUCCAUAUCGCAUGAGAACACUGAAUGAAAUCUACGAAUACAUCAUGACGCGAUUUCCAUAUUUUCGCAGCAACCAGCAGAAAUGGCAGAAUUCUAUUCGACACAAUCUGUCCCUGAACGACUGCUUUAUAAAAGUUCCUCGAAGCUAUUUUGGCAAACCAGGCAAGGGGAAUUACUGGACUUUGCAUCCAGCCUCUGGGGACAUGUUUGGAAGUGGCAGCUUUUUACGCCGAGCCAAGAGGUUUAAGUGUCGUCCUCCGCAAAAACCGAACGAGCCUGCCUUCGUGCGCAAAGUGAACUCGAAUCAUCACUUCAGUUUGUUCGUCGAAGGAUUUAGCCAUCAGUUUUGUAGCUUGCAAUUCCCGCCCCACUGUGAAUUUAGCGCCUUUCCGCAGAGAAUCACUGCAAAUGAACCUUGUGUAGCGGCUCCAAUUCAUCUCCAAUUGUCCCCGACACCACAGAGUGUUAUUCGUCCAACCGCACGCUAUGGGUCUUUGGAGAUCCCGCACGUGCAUGUUGGUGCAUUUCAACCCGUCCCGAAGGCUCGACGAAGCUUCAUGAUCAGAGAGUUGAUCGAGUCGAAGCCACUGGAAAGCGCUGCCGAAGAACCAGAAGAUGUGAGAUCCGCCUUGUGAGUUUCACCGAGAGACUGUUUAUACCACUCAAGAGGGUCAUCUUAAGUCUUGUGCAAGCCUCUAGAGAAAGACUUUGAAAAACACCGAACGCGUUUCGCGAUCGAUCCAGCGAAAGAACAUUUGAAGUACAUUUCAAAAUUGUUGUUCACAAGUCAUUACUUCAGGAGAACGUUAGCAAUAUUUGCUAAUCACUCCCCAUAAACUGUUUGAAAAUUUUAUUUAAAUCGUUACAAACGCGUAUAUGGACAAUCUGGUAGGCUGUAAAUUUUGUUAAGUGUACAGAAAUGGGCUCGAAGUGCUAAGAGAAUCGAUUACGUUAGGUGUUAAAAUAAUUAUCUCCAGUGUUGCAUGCAUUUUUCUCAUCAUUAGACCAUGCAGAGAAAAAAAUAUAUAUAUCUGUAGUACUUGAACGAUUAGUGGGGAUAAUGACAUGGUUAGGUUUAGCUUUCGGUCUAAAUGUUUUUCCAAAUUGGAAUUCAAUAGAUGUGAAGUCAUUGAUUAGGAGAGCAAUCAUUUAACUCACAUUUAUUUCGAGCCGGCCGCAAAAAGCAAACAAAAUCAGUGUUUGAGGUUACGUUUGCUUUUCGAUGGGAUUUUUUAUACGAAUCGGUUUGCGUGAGAAUAUUAUACAUGUGUCGAUGGCUGAAUUACGCUGAGGAAUUUUGCCAUGUUACAGGUCAAGCGAUUUUACAUUCUCCGUUAAAAUUCUUCAUUUAAUGAUUUACAAUUUAGUGUCCCAGUUUCUCCGGACCUCCGAGCUGUUAUGCUCAGAGCAUUGAUAUAAAUCGAUACAAUUGCAAUCGAGGCAUAAUUUCUGCAACCCAAAACUAUCUUGGAUUUGUCUGCCCCGAAAAAAUUUAAUUUGCAACUGAGCAGGAAGGAAGUCUGGACAUCACAGUUUAUUCAAGUUUUUGUUCGCUCACCGCAAUCUUCGCGUUAUACAAAACGCACCUACCACUUUAACCUCAGGAAUUUUUAUGACGUUACUCAAUCCACCCUCCCUCUUAAUGUUAAUGGCUUGAAAUAAUAUAAUUUAAAAGUUGAGUUCGCCAAGCAAGUCUCCAUUAACUUUUGAAACUAAACUAAACCUGCCCUUAGUGAAUCUUCGACAACAACAAGUGUAAUUACAAAUGGAAACAUUGCGAAUUAAUAAAGCUCAACUUUAAAUCAAGUAAAGGACUCUUUGCCUUAGAAUCUAUUUUUAGGACGAUCUUGCUUUUCAUUUGUCAAAGAUGAUCUGUGCCCGCGUUGAUUGUACGGAAGGGUGUAGCAAGCUAACUAACCAUAAACAGGAAGCGAACAGACAGUGUUCUCUCCAGCA